UUUAAAAGUGGAAAGAAGACAUUUAAAGGAUACCAUAGAUGGAUGUGGAAGCCAUAAUGCAAGCAAAGGACAAUGAGUUGCUGCUUCUUGGACUUGACAAGAAAGGAGACAUUCUGAGCUUGAGAAAUUUUGUACAGAAAUUGUCCAAAGAGUCCUCAAAUGACGAGAAAAGAUCUAAAAAAAUGUCACUGUUACAUGAAGUUCUGGAAAAUGGUAAACAGAAUAAAAGCCUUAAACAGAAAAAAGAUGGGAAAUUUCUACCAAAGAUGCGAAAGGUACAACUGGGUUGGCUGCAUUUUGAUGCCGAGAAGCAGAGUUUUGUUUCUGUGAGAAUGGCCAAGGGAGGUGGUACAGGUGAGGUUGAAAUUGAGCUAAAUGCAGACAAAGACGACAUCAUUGGCAUUGCCAAAUCCAUAUUUUUCACCGAUGGUAACAGUAACUUUGGGCCUGAACAGCUGAUGACAUUUGGACUGGCCAAUUUCCAGCACAAAGACGUUUGA
Stylophora pistillata is the source of this 500-nucleotide messenger RNA. RefSeq lists its product as uncharacterized. Gene Ontology annotation, molecular function: ubiquitin-protein transferase activity. The record is from RefSeq and is a predicted model, not a curated record. NCBI's taxonomy places the organism in Eukaryota, Metazoa, Cnidaria, Anthozoa, Scleractinia, Pocilloporidae.